CAUUGUGUUCUAUUAUUGUCAUAGUCUGCUGAUCACUUUUUGUGUUUAAGCCCUUUAUUGCUUAAAUAUUGUUGGAUCUGAUUUAUAUUAAGGGUUGAAGCUGUGCAUGUUGUUGUUUCUGUGAAUACCCUUUAUUUUCGAGUGCUGUGUUGUGCUUUUUGUUUCUGUAUAUUGUCUCGGGUCUAAGAAGUUGCCCUCACACAUUCUGAGUUGAUAUCAAGAUAUAUCCUUGAUUAAAACAUCCAGACUUAUUUCACUGUUUUACCAGUUGGUUAUUUUUUUGUGGUGGAAAGGAUUUUUGCAGAUUAAGCUAAGUUUGUAAGGAUUUUAGUGACACAUUUUGUCGCCACAAUGACAGUCUCAGUGAAGAGCAUUGCAGAUGAGCUGAUUUUCUUUGAUGUCAAGUUUGAAGAUGAAGACGUCCCUGAUAAAUUGGUAGAACUCUGCACUCUUCAUCGUCUGAAGGAAGAUGAUAUGGUCAAUGAAUGGAUGGCCUUCGGUACAACUCGUAACUUGCCACUCACAGUUGGUAAUCUCAGUCUUUUGGAACACGAGGUUCUGAAUAAAAAAGACAUUCGGUCCCGCCAAAAAGUAAUGAAAGAGAAACAUUGUGGCACUAGAGACAAAAAUACAAUUGAAGACCUUAUCGAGGUGGAGACAGAAGAAGAGAACCUCCUGGAAUCAUACACCACGCCUGCCAAGGGAUCACAGAAACGUGUCUUGUCCACUCCAGAAAAUCCUCAUUCCAAGCGAAUAUCUGCUAUAAGUCGAAGCCCUCACCUCUUCUCUCCUGCCAGCUUCUCACCUAGUGCCACACCAUCACAGAAGUACAGCACAAGAGGUAACCGUGGUGAAGUGGUGACAUCGUAUGGAGAAGUUCAUGGGACAACGUGGAGUGGAGGAAGCGGAAGAAAUACUUCUGUAGGACUGCUUACUUCCCAGGAUGAAUCGCUGACAAAAAUGUAUAAAUUCAUGUUUCAAAAGCUGUUGGACAUCAGAGACGUUGUGAGCAGUAAGAUUGAGGAGCUUGGGGAGGCUCUGAAGAAUAAUUUCCAUAUCGACGAAUUUACCUCCGUCUCAUUUCCGGCUCAGGAGACUGUGACGGUUCUGGGACAGAUUGGAUGUGACAGUAAUGGGAAGUUAAAUUCCAAGUCUGUUAUCCUAGAGGGAGACAGAGAGCACUCGUCAGGCCUGCACGUUCCAGUUGAUUUAACAGAGCUAAAGGAUUAUUCAUUAUUUCCAGGGCAGGUGGUGAUUAUGGAGGGGACAAACAGCACUGGCAGAAAAUUUGUUCCUACAAAACUUUACGAGGGGGUCCCACUUCCAUUCCACGAGCCUUCUGAAAUAUUUGAAGAUUGCCCCCCGCAGAUGGUUCUGACUGCCUGUGGUCCAUUCACUACAUCCGACUCAAUCACCUACGAUGCACUAAAGGACCUUGUGGAUGUUAUUAACAGAGAUCGACCAGAUGUCUGCAUCCUGCUUGGUCCCUUUUUGGAUGCUAAAAAUGAACAAAUAGAGAACCUACAGCUCACAGUGACAUUUGAAGAUGUUUUUAAGUGCUGUCUUAAAAUGAUCGUUGAAGGCACCCGUCCAUCUGGCUCCCACCUGGUGUUUGUGCCAUCCAUUCGAGAUGUCCACCAUUAUCCAGUCUAUCCUCAGCCCCCAUUUACCUGCUAUGAACCAGCCAAAGAAGACAAGCCGAGAGUUCACUUUGUCUCCGAUCCUUGCACUUUGACUGUGAACAGUGUUGUUUUUGGCUUCACCUCGACAGACUUGCUCUUCCACAUGGGUGCAGAGGAAAUCAGCAGCAGCUCAGCAGGGGCACCAGAUCGGUUCAGCCGGAUCCUCAAGCACAUUCUGACUCAGAGGAGUUACUACCCACUGUACCCACCAAGUGAGGAAAUGAAUAUUGACUAUGAAGGUCUCUAUAGCUUUGCAUCCAUGCCUGUCACACCAGAUAUCUUUAUAAUACCUUCGGAGCUGCGCUAUUUCAUUAAGGAUAUCAGCGGCUGUAUCUGCAUUAACCCUGGACGCCUCACGAAAGGUCUUGUAGGGGGUACCUAUAGCCGUUUCCUAAUUAAGAGGGAAGCUGCAGGCGCAGAAGGAAGAAAGUCUCCCUGUGUGUCUGCCCAGGUGGUCAGGAUCUGAUGAAGUACCUCUAGACUGCAUUUUGGUUAAGAUGAUGAUGCCUGAAGAAGAAUGGACUUUGGAAAAAUCUCCCUGAAGAUACUUUGAACUGGAGUCAAUUAUCAGGGGAAGAAACAACUACAAUACCAACUUCACUCUGCAGAGUCUCAUCAUUUGCAUUGAUUAAUAGUGUUUAUUAAGAAAGGGUGUGAAAUCCUAUUUACAAGAUCUGGUGCACUGAAAAUC
Pelobates fuscus (common spadefoot toad) is the source of this 2373-nucleotide messenger RNA. RefSeq names its product DNA polymerase alpha 2, accessory subunit (gene POLA2). The transcript has 18 exons. The coding region runs from base 352 to 2148 and encodes 598 amino acids. Gene Ontology annotation, molecular function: DNA binding. The record is from RefSeq and is a predicted model, not a curated record. Gene Ontology annotation, biological process: DNA replication initiation; DNA replication. Lineage: Eukaryota; Metazoa; Chordata; Amphibia; Anura; Pelobatidae. Gene Ontology annotation, cellular component: alpha DNA polymerase:primase complex.